CAAGGUCAAGUGCGAGCGUCCGAGUCAUUGCUCCUCGCGUGCGCAAGCGCUUCGCAUACUAGCGCUCACCUCGGGUUGUAGUGACCGUGUUUGUUGACCAUCAUCAGAAUGAAAAUAAUGCAGAAACUGAUCUUCUUGUGUGUGGUGUGCGUGGCGCAUGCGCUCGGCAAUAGUGAUGACCGGUUCAUCAAAAAGUACGCCAUGAUGAAGAUUUAUGAAAGCUGUUUCGGUCCAGAAGUUGUAAAACAAAUUCGCAAAGAAAUGAAGGAUGCCUAUACAAAAUGUUCAGCACCGCCAUCUUUCGAAGAAGCCCCGAACUCUCACGUACCACCCAUUUUCCUUGGCAAAUUACCACCAGGCUUUUCGAUGGACCCCAACACGCAAACUAUAACGAAACCGACAGAUGGCGCUCAACACCCUGAACAUGACAAUAAUUUACAAGAUCAAGGACCACAUCCACAAAAAACACCUGGCAAUAUUUUCGCUUUCCGACCACAUUCUGCCUUCCCCCAACAGCCUCAACAGCCGAUUCCCCCCUACAUGAUGCCGACCAGUCCCCAAUUCAGGCCGUUCAGUGCCCCAACUCCCUUCUACCAGUUCCCGUACAACGCCCCAGGACUCUUCUACCCCCCUACCCCGCAGUACAACCCUUACGCAUAUCAGCAACAACAGUACUAUCAACAGCCUAUGCCACAGUACUUUGGUGCCAGUAAUAGGAUGUCGCGCGACAUGGACCUGCGUGACCGUCUGGAAGUCAUCUCCCGUGGUCCAGCAGCCGGGAAAGUCCGCAACAUCACCUGCGUGAUGCAGGAAUUGGGUUACAUCGACCACAACUUGGAGCCGAACUACGAGCAAAUCACCCAGAGGAUCGCAAACUUACCCGUGUCUGUCGAGCUGAAGGGAGACAUUCAAGAUGGCCUACAGUUUUGUCAGAAGUUCUCGCAAUGCGUUCCGGACGUGAAACGCGACGUGGCGCCACUUUCUCAGGAGUUGAUCAAACCCAUGUUCUUCUUUAGGUGCUACAAGCAUAAGAAACUAGAGGCGUGCAUCAUGAAGGACAUCCGGGAACGUUUCACCAGCGAGGACGAGCUCGACACCGACACCGAUUUCAGGUCGCUUUCGAGAUCCGCUCGGUCUAUCCGUGAAGACCUAAAUGACCCCAGGUUCGAAGCAUUGGACGAGAUGGCGGUCUACUUGUACGACUACCUGAGCGGGGGUAACGGGUUCGAUUUCGAUCUUUACAUGUAGAAGACUGAUGGUUAUCAUAGAUAGAUAGAUAAGAUUUAAGUAGAAAGUAGUUUCCGCGAAUUUAUUUUUGAAAAAACAAAAUAUCAAAUUUAAUGCUAUCUUCAAAUGGAACAGAGGUCAGCAAAUUUUGGUUUUGUACAAGGAUGCCUACAUGCUACUCCUAUCAUCUGAAACUUUCAAGAAGUCCUUAACGCAAUAAAGUUAAGGUCUUCAUAAAAAUAUCGUUAUUUAACCUACCUAAAUAGUUUUAGGGAGAGUUGUCUUCAGCUCCGUUAAUAUGAAUACUCCGUAUUCUGAGUAGGUAGACAUAGAUAAGUCAAUUAAUUUUCUGACAAAUACUCGCAUAUUUAGUUCUUUAUAAGAGGAAUUUUAUAAAUCAUAAAACGAAUUUAAAUUAACAUUGCCAUUAAAGUCGCAUUUAGUUAGAUUAAGAAACCGGUCUUAAGCCGAGAUUAUUGGAUACUCAUUUGAGGAAUAAAUUGGGGCGUUGGAUAGAUUUAAUCCUUUUUUAUAGUAAUUAGAAAUAAUUAUAUAUAGUGGAGCCAUGUAAAAUAAUUAUGGUCUAACAAAAAAGAAAAUAUAUUUUGAGACAAAAAUUCCUUCAAAAAAAUUUUAAAACAAAAUUAAUCGGUAUAUAUUUACUCUUUACAAGAAUAUUUCAAUUUUCGCUGGCAAUUUACAUACAAUAUGAUAUUUCAUUGCAGUAAGAAAAACAAUAGCACACACAAAGACAAAACAUUCCUUUUUUUAAUAAUUUUCAAACAAUAACUAAGUCUCAAUAUAAGAUUUUAUAAGAAAUAUAUUAAGUAAGGUAAUUUUAAGUAAGCUUCAAAUAUUUAUUCAUAUGAUCACGUCUACAUCCCUCGCAGGGUAGACAGAGCCAGCAGCAGUCUUGAAAGUCUGUUAUGUCACGUUCAGCUGAUAGGUUAAAUGAUAGAAAUGAGAUUCAAAUAUUGUACAGCAAAAAUUAAUAGAUGUCUUACAGAUAUACAUCUUAAUUAAGCUUAAGAUUAGUCUUUUAAGCUUAAUCUUUAUCAACGAUAGUAAUUAUUAUUUUACUUCUUAUCAAAUAAAAUUUUCCAAAUUUUUUGAAAAAUUCUAGGGAAUUUAGCGAUGAAUGAAAAUACUAUUGUUACUUAGAUUUUGGUUUGUGUCAUGUAGACAAAUCUUUAAACAUGGCUUAUGGUUAUUUUUGGGUCGUUUGCUGCAAUCAAAAAUCUUUUUUAUUACAAUUGAGAAUUGAUAAAAUGUUGAUAAAUGGAUAAAAUCAAAAAUCAAACAUAAAGGAUUUCAUUGUUUUCUUUUCAUAAACUAUUUUCAGAGGAAUUAAAGUGGUACUUGAAUAUGUUGACUUGAAAUCCAAACGAAGAAAACCAGUAGGUACAGUUAAGUGCAGGAUGGCAACACAUAAUUUUAUUGUCUAGUCUAUCAAUAGCAUCAUGUUCAUAAAUGGCAGUUUUCGUUGCAAAUAGGUAGGUAAUAAUUAAUUUUUCUUAACUUUUUCUUGCUAUCUGUACCACUCAAACGACCGUCAAAACUUUUACUUACAUGCGUCAUCCGUCAAUCGCUGGCAUAUUUUUUCCUGUCUUUGCGUCUGUCUUUGUCAAAAAAACAGUAGUCAUAUUUUUUUUUUCUGUAUUCAAAUUGCCGUUUGACGGUUACAAAACAUUGAAUAUAAAAUUUGUAAAGUCACGAGAAUAAUAACUAAUUUACAAUGUCAAGAUGUACAAGGCUACAACUUAAUUAUCGAAGACGUUUAAAUAAACUGUGUACUAUCCAGAAACCACUGGGAGAAACCCAACGCAAUGAGAUAAGACAAAUUGAGAUUUGACAUAGAAUGGAUGACAAGUAAUUUCAAGUCACAAAAAUGUGUAAUUUGAUCAGGUGAGCAAAAUUGAAUAAAUCAAAACUUUUUACUUGAUUUUAUUAUUGCUUUUAGAUACGGGUUACAAUUUUUACUGCUUUUUUACAUAAAUUUAUAUAAGUCAACUCCGUCAAUAGACUAAAAACUAUUUUAUUUUCAUAAAAUAUGAUUAUGAUUUCGCAGCAAACAGAUAUGUUCUUGUCCUGUUAGCUUCUCGGAAGCUUUCACGAUGACAACUUAAUAGUUGAUAAUUAUAAUUUAUUGUAUACAAAUUAUAGUAAUUACCUUUGGAAAUUUGACCUACGUCAUAGUGAAUUCA
Messenger RNA from Amyelois transitella, 3431 nucleotides. RefSeq lists its product as uncharacterized. Lineage: Eukaryota; Metazoa; Arthropoda; Insecta; Lepidoptera; Pyralidae. The transcript is spliced from 8 exons. Bases 109 to 1248 code for a protein of 379 amino acids. The record is from RefSeq and is a predicted model, not a curated record.